This is a messenger RNA of Sinocyclocheilus anshuiensis, 1494 nucleotides long. RefSeq lists its product as uncharacterized. NCBI's taxonomy places the organism in Eukaryota, Metazoa, Chordata, Actinopteri, Cypriniformes, Cyprinidae. The transcript has 4 exons. Bases 176 to 940 code for a protein of 254 amino acids. Gene Ontology annotation, biological process: immune response. Gene Ontology annotation, molecular function: tumor necrosis factor receptor binding. Gene Ontology annotation, cellular component: membrane. The record is from RefSeq and is a predicted model, not a curated record.
AAAGCAGGAAGCGACACUGGAUCGUCUGGACUGAGAGCCUCAUGUGUUCAUAGUAUCGAAACUCCACGAGUAGGCUGUUUGUUUUGGGCGUUGGAGAAAACACGUGGGAGAAAUAUACAUAGCCUAUAUAUAGAGGAGUCUGAGGGCAUGGAGCGGCGCUUUUAAACUGUCCGUUAUGGAGAUGACAAACGAAAAGGUAGCCUGUCAAGUCCACGCAGUUUUAAUGGAGCCGGAGCCAGAGCCAGAGCCCGAGCCCGUGAGCCGUCUGAGGACAAAGUACCGCUCACUGCGGCGACAGGUGUGCCUCAUGCAGUCCAUCAGCGUGCUCUUCUGCUUCAGCUGCUGCCUGUUCACGCUCCUGUAUCACGCGUUCCUGCCGACCUGCAAGGAAAAUGGAACCAAGGAGGCACUUACAUUUGGAAUGCAGUAUCAAGGUGCUGAAUCGCAUAGCAGAGAAGAUACAAUCCCGACAGAAAGAAGCACAUCUUUCACUCGCUUGACAGUUAAAGACAAUGUCAGGUUCACUAAAGAAGAAGGAUAUGUGCCGUGGAUGUAUACACCAGAGUAUCCGAAACCAAACCAUACCAGAUACUUCAUCCUGGAUGACGAUAAUGAAUCUCUGAAAGUCCUUCAAGGCGGAACAUACAAGGUUUCUCUUCAGAUUACAUACAGAAAAUUCAGUGAAAACACAGGGGAAAUAUUUCUGCAACAUGAUAUUCGUCAUUAUACUGAUGAAUAUGAUAGACCCCUGCCCCUGCUCACCCACUGGGAAACAGUCAACCUCAAAUACUGGAGGAAAAGUCUGUUCUCUGAGGGUAUUUUUUCUCUCAAAUCUGGGGACAGACUCAAGGUGUGGUCCAAGAAUCGGAACCUCAUUGACGUUGGAGGGACAAUUUCGCAAAAAACAGCCUUUGUGGCAUAUCCUCAUUUUUCCACAUGAGGAUACGGCGAAUAUAGAAAUCACAAAAAAGGCCAUUUCUUUUGUAGCUUUGCAUAAAAAUCAAAAGGGCUGCCAUGAAGUAUCACAUUCAUCUGAGACGACCUUAUGGUCUAAACAGAUUCUUCUUCUGUCAACAGAAUAAUUUGAAUCUCAGAUUUAUUUAUGCUAUAAUCAAUAGCAGAGGUAUGUACAGAAGAAAACCCUUAUGAAAAAAUACUGCGAUACAGUAACGGUGUCACAAGGUAAUACCAGGGUACUUUGAUAUCAACUAUGGUACUGAAAAUCAUUCCUUCUAGGGUAGUUUUUCAAGAAUAUCAUGGUACAUGUAAAACAGCAUGCUAAUAACAUAGUAUUUUUUGGUAUUUUCUUUUGUAUGAGAAGACUGUUCUGCUUCACGGCUGGGGACAAAACAGGCAUUGGCUUGGGUUUUUAAAACAUUUUUAAGCACUACAACUGUGGAGGAAUUGUAAUUUAGUAAUGAAGUUGUAUUUUUGUUUCAUUUUGAUUGAAUUUGGUACGAAAAUAUACCGUUGUAUGCAUUAACACACUUUAUA